AUUGAUGGUAUUAUAUCAGAUAGUUAUAUAAUGGAGCUUAUCAAAUGUAAACUUAUUAAUGAACAAUUGUAUCCUACAUCAUUUGGUUGUUUAGAAUCAGAACCAGUUGUUAAUUACUAUUGUGAUGGUUUAAAAACAUAUUCAUCUAAAACUGAUCCAAACAAGUUAUUAAGUGCAACUUUUAACGAUGAAGCUACUAUGAUUGAUUUCAAAGGCAAUAGCAUAUCAGUUCAUAUUAAAGAAGGUGUAUCAUCAUCCACAUUAAAACUCUUUUUAAAUGGUAUCUUUUCAAAAUUAAAUCAAAUUAAUAGAAAAGAAGGUAUUGUUUACAACUCUAAAAUACAAUAUGAUGAACAACAAAGUUUAAUUAAUCUUGAUAUAACUGGAUUUAACUUUGGAGAACCAUACGAUGUUGGUUUGCCUACAUUUUAUAAUACAACUUUUGCAACUAAAAACUGUUCAAUGUUAUACCACGGUACAAAGUAUAACAAAAACUGUACAAUCGAUAUAAUUACAUGUCAAUUAACUCUACCACAUAACUUUAACAAAGAUCUUAUAUUAGAAGAUAAAGAAAGUAGUAAUACAACUCUUAAGAUUCCAUUUACACUUAAAUUAGGUAAUAAUACAAUCUAUUCGUCAUUUAAUAAUAUUGAACAUAUACCAGCCAAAGAUAAUAAGAAAAAAACAAAAACUAUUGCAUUAGCAACUACAUUAUCAAUUGGAUUAACUUUACUUUUUGCUUGUAGUGUAUAUGGUGUUUGGAGACAUCAUC
Molecule: messenger RNA, 772 nt
Organism: Dictyostelium purpureum
Lineage: Eukaryota; Evosea; Eumycetozoa; Dictyosteliales; Dictyosteliaceae
Exons: 1
Source: RefSeq, a predicted model, not a curated record